This is a messenger RNA of Grus americana (Whooping crane), 1093 nucleotides long. RefSeq names its product kinetochore localized astrin (SPAG5) binding protein (gene KNSTRN). Lineage: Eukaryota; Metazoa; Chordata; Aves; Gruiformes; Gruidae. The transcript is spliced from 8 exons. Gene Ontology annotation, biological process: mitotic sister chromatid segregation; regulation of attachment of spindle microtubules to kinetochore; spindle organization. Gene Ontology annotation, cellular component: kinetochore; mitotic spindle; microtubule plus-end. The record is from RefSeq and is a predicted model, not a curated record. Bases 56 to 793 code for a protein of 245 amino acids.
AGCCGUUUGGCGGCGGGUUCGAUUCAAACGGCGGCUGAGGGGGCGCGCGGCCGCCAUGGAGGGGGAGCUCUCCCGCAUCCCCGUCUACACCGCGCUCCACCGCGCCGGCCCGCCCGCAGAAACGCAAAUGGCUUUUCCUUCAAAGAAGCAAUGCAUCAGCAAAACAGCAGAUCUAGAGUUCAACAAAGAUCCCAAUUUUAACUUUAGCUCAAACAUUCCAGCAGAUGGUGUCUUCAAAGCUACAAACCAAGGGUUGCCUAAAUCUGCCAAGAAAGUGGAACCGCCUUCAAAGAAGACAGCUACGAGAGGACCUCUUAAUAGAUACAAACUAGAAGCAGAGCUGAAGACCAAGAAUCAGCUGUUAGAAACAGCCAAACAGCAGCUACACUCCAGACUAACAGGAGCACAGGGCACUAUAAAGGAGUUAAAGGAGGAGAAUGAAGGCCUGGUACAAGAAGUUGAGAAGCUCAAGAAAUUUCAGGAGACUUGCAUGGUGAUUUUGGAAAGCAGAAACAUUGAUCCUGUUACAGGCAGCAACAUUUUGGAGGAGGAAGAAAAGACACAAGAGUGCCAGAAGCAAACAACGCUGUUAACUGAGAAGCUCAUAGAAGAAUUGAGGCUAUUUAGUCAAACAGCUGCGAAAGAAAAGGAGAUGCUUCAGACGGCGAUGGCUAAGUGGAAAUCGGCAGAAGAGGAGCAACGCCAGUCCAUGGAGAAGCAUUCCUCCUUUCAAGCAGAAAUUAAGGAAUGCUCAGCAAUACUUGAUGAGUUGGAGCUGCUCCUGGCUAUGUGAGGCACAAGGAUGGGACUGUACACUUUUUUUUUUGUUUUACUCCUAGCUCAGUGGUCUCUACUUUGCAAACCUAGUUCUUAUGUUGCGAUGAGCAGGUCGCUGCUCUCUGCAGGGCAGGAACGGGACGGGUGACUGGGGGAGAGCGGCGAUGGCUGGCUGCUCUUGUUGCUCGUCCCUGGCCUCGCCGCUCACCUCGCUCUGUUUCAGUCGGGCACCGUGUUGUAACUCUGGGUGGUUUUUAACCCAUUAAACGUACCGGGAGGACGCGGACACGCGCUGUUCUUUCCCCGCACCGCGCUG